UGCCUGCCGUCAACACUGGGUUGCUCUCAUUUGUUUCUUUCUAAUACAUUUUGGCGUCUUGACUCUGGUUAUGUCUGAUAUUUUAUUUUUGAAGUUAAGUUCGUGAUUGACAGUUAAGAAUUGUUUCUAUUUUUAUUAUUAAUGAGUGAAUUUUGGUAUUGGUGAGUUUUGGAAAUUGUUGUACAAAAUAUAGAAGCUGGGUGUUAUGGAGUAACCAACGUCUUAACCUAGGAUCAUCUCUAGUAUUCAGAAAUGCCUCAUGAGAUUGUUUAUCCUCAGGGCUGUCGUCCUGUCACUGAGGAUCUUGGAGCAGAUGAACUUAUUAGAAGAUUAAAGACAUUGGCUCAUACACUACAAGCUAUGGGUCAAGAUGAGGGUAUGUACCAACAAUACAUACCUCUAGCUAUUCAUCUGGCUGAAGAUCAUUUUUUACAGUACCCCAGCAGAGAUGUACAAUUAUUAAUAGCAUGCUGCAUAGCAGAUGUCCUUAGGGUUUAUGCUCCAGAGGCACCUUACAAGGAUCAAGAGAAAGUCAAGACUAUUUUUCAAUUUUUAAUCAAACAACUUUCUGGUUUAAAAGACCCUAAAGACCCAGCAUUCAAAAGAUAUUUCUACCUACUUGAAAAUUUGGCUUAUGUCAAAUCUUUCAAUAUGUGUUUUGAAUUAGAAGAUUGUCAAGAAAUUUUUUGUGGUCUAUUUAGUCUUAUGUUCAAAAUAGUUAAUGAUGAACAUUCUGGUAAAGUUAAGAGUUUUAUGCUUGAUGUUUUAUGUCCCCUCAUAACUGAGUCAGAUAUUGUUUCCAAUGAACUCCUGAACAUCAUACUUAUGAAUGUUGUGGAACCAGCGAAGUCCCAAAGAAAAAAUGCUUAUCUUCUUGCUAAGGAUCUUAUAGUUAAGACAAGUGACACUCUUGAACCAUAUAUUCAAGGGUUUUUUAACCAUGUCCUCAUAAUGGGUAAGGAAGAAAAAGGACUAAUGAUCUAUACCAAAGUUUAUGAUUUGAUUUAUGAGUUGAAUAAAAUUUGUCCUAGUGUGUUGCUUUCUGUCCUACCACAGCUUGAGGUUAAACUUAAAUCAUCUAUAGAAGAGGAGAGGCUUGGAGCCGUUUCUCUGUUAGCUAGAAUGUUUAGUGAAAAAGAUAGUAGCCUAGCUAAGUCCCAUCCACAGCUUUGGCGGGCCUUCUUGGGCAGGUUUAAUGACAUUAAUUUAUUCAUACGAAUGAAAUGUGUUCAAUAUUCUAUGCACUUCUUGUUAAACCACCCAGAGCUGAGAGCAGAUAUUACAGAAACGCUGAAAAUGAGACAGCAUGAUUCAGAAGAGAGUGUACGAUAUGAGGUUGUAAUGGCAAUUGUAUCAACAGCAAAAAGAGACUUUGAAGUUGUGUCUAAAAGUGAAGAUCUACUGGAGUUUGUGAAAGAGAGAACUUUAGACAAAAAGUUUAAGAUCAGGAAAGAGGCAAUGUCUGGUCUUGCAAUGAUCUAUAAAAAACAUUUAAAUGAUGCUGAUGUCCCCCAGGCAACUAAAAAAGCUGUUACAUGGAUAAAAGACAAGAUUCUUCAUGGAUAUUACAUGACUAGUAUGGAAGACAGAAUCCUGGUUGAGAGGCUUCUUAACACUAGCCUGGUUCCAUUUAAUCUACCUCCUGAAGAACGAAUGAAAAAACUUUAUCAUUUGCUGGGAACAAUCGAUGACAAUGCAAAUAAGGCCUUUCUAGAACUUCAAAGACAUCAAUUGUUCGCAAGGAAAGCAGUAAUGGAAUGGUUGGAAAUACACAGGAAGCCUGAAUCUCCUGAGAGAGCAAAGGAAAUAAUGCACAAGAUUGCCCAUAUAGCAAAGUUCUUGCCAGAUCAAGUAAAGGCCCAGGAAUUCCUUCUAAAAUUUUCUCAGGACAUGCUAGCUGACAAGUCACUAAUGAUCGGACUUGAUUUUAUUGUGAAGCCAGAUGUUUCUUGUAAAGAAUGUAUGGAAGUCACUGGUCAGUUAUUAAAGAAACUUGGACAACCAGUAAUGACCAAUCUUUAUUACAAUACCAUCAAAACGUUAUUGGAAAGGGUUUCCUCAGUGAUGAUUGAUUAUGAAGCUUUGAAGGUUUUAAUACGGUACGUUGAAGACUGUUUGAAUGGAGGCAAUCUAAUUGAAGAACUUGGUCUUCAUCCUAAUACCGCUGGUGAAAGGGGCUUAAAGAUGCUUAUGAUGCUGGCAUAUGUAUUUCCAUCACAUUUUUUUCAUGCUGACAUUAUUUCUCAUUUGGUAACUUUAGUUAAAACAGAAGAUCCUAUGGUUCUUUCAGUAUUAACAUUCCUAGGAAAGUACAAACCUGUCUUUCUACAUUUUCCUGAAGUGGCUGAGCAGUAUGGAUUAGUGUCCUUAUGCAAAGACUUUAUCGAUAGAGGAUCACCAAAACAAGCCAAGCAUGCCAUCAGAUGUUUGUAUAUAAACUUUGGGAAACCCGGAGAGUCACAGUUUAGUGAUAUACUUGAAAAAGUUCGAAAUAAUCUAACUCCUGAGACAAGCAACUAUCUUACGGCAAUUGUCGCUUUUGGCCAUAUAGCUCAGAAUCUUCCUCAACGGUUUCCUGUUCAUAUCAAGAACAUUGUUUCUAGAAAGAUUGUGAAAGAACUUCUUGUAAAGAAUACAAAGACAGAAUCCCCACUCCCUCUUGAUGAAUCUUGGUGUUCAGAAGAUAAGUUACCUUUUGAAACUCGAUGCAAGGUAGAAGGUCUGAAAGCAAUGGCUAGAUGGUUAGUUGGUCUGAAAGAUGAUAAACUAGCUGCACAGAAAACCUUUCGAAUGCUUACAGCAUUUAUUGCUAAAAAAGGGGACUUACUUCAGACAGGAAAGCUUAGUAAAGCAGAGAUGGCUUGGCUUCGACUUGCUGCUGGGUGUGCUAUGUUAAGAAUCUGUGAGCAGAAAGGAGUUGGAGACCAAUAUUUUGCUGAUCAGUUCUACACUCUAUCAGGACUUGUCAAUGACGAAUCCCCUGAAGUUAGAGAGAGGUUUUUAAACAAAUUACAUAAAGGCUUAAGUCGUGGUUUGCCCCAUAAAGGUCUCCCUUUGGAUUUUAUGGGAUUCUAUUGCCUCACUGCCUUUGAAGAAAAUAGGAAACUGAGGACAAUGGUAAGGCAGCAAAUGUGGACUGGUGUUUCUAAGAGAAGGGAUUAUGCCAAGUCACUCUCAGUAUCAAAUCUUUGUUCAGUAGAAAAAGCAAUGGAAGAAUUGCCCAGAAUCUUACCAGAUUAUAUGCUUUUGUUCUCCAUCCCAGUGCUGACGCAUUGUCCUCAGUUCACUUGCGCUAGGGACCCAGUACAGUUAGCUGCUAUGAGAGCAUGUUUAUGGCAUGUAAUGGAACCACUUUUAUCUAAAAAUGAUUUUUACUGCUUUGGAUUUUACAAGGAAAUGAUUGAACGUGCUAAAAAUUGUAGAGAUGCUGUUAGUCCUGAUGAUGAAGAAGUUAACCAUAGGUUGUGGACACUUUGUGACUUGGCUAUGGCUCUCCUUCUUCAGAAAACAACUAAUUUUGAUUAUAAAGAUCUUCAGGCAGACAUAAGGAUACCUGUCAUGUUCUUCAAACGGAACCCAGACCCAAAUUAUGUGAAUACUAGAAAUUUUUUGCCAGUUGAAUUCCAAUAUACGGGACAAGCAAGUACUAAGAAGUCUGCUCCACUUGUUACUAUGACUGCAAACCGUCGAUUGAAAAACAACAAAAAAAAUACUACUCAGGGUACUACUAUUCAGCUCCAUGCUACUGAUGCAAAGCCUGCCAGAGGAACAUCUGUUCACAUUGACACACUGCCUGUAACUGCAUCAGAAACUAAAAUAAAAUUACCUGGAAUGGAAUUCAACAAUUCUGAUGGGGAAAGUUCAGAGCCUGAUAUAAAGAAGAUACGAUAUAAAGAAGAACCUUAAUUUUGUAAAUAGUUUCUCAAUAACCAAAAUCGAUUCCAUUCGCGCUAACUAAAUGCUGUAUAUUUUUGUAAAAGGAGUUUGUUGAGUAGGGUUGUACAUCGUUGUUGCAGCCGUUUCCUAUGCGUUAUGAACGAACAUACUACAAGUCUGCAUCAUUUUUUGUUUAUUUUUUACAAAUGUAAAUUAUGUUUUAGGUCGUAAUGAAUUUUUAUUGUUUGAGGUCGAGGUGUAUGCCAAGAUUUGAUUUAGUUGUUUUUAUUAUUGGUAAAAAUGUUAUUUAAAUGCUGCUAUCUAUGAAAUGAAAAUAAUUUUUUGUAAUUUAUCUAUUUUUCUUCCCGUUUUCUUUAUAAAUAUAUAUUAUUUCUCAAAAGCAUAUUUAUCAUGAAUCAUUUUACAAGUUUUUUUUUUAAAUAUGUUAUACAUAUACCAUUAUAUGACUGAUUAAUACCAGGAAGAAUGUUGAUUGUGAAGGAAUUUUUUAACUUCCUCUUCUGGAAGAUGAGGAAAGUCUUGGAUUUCAUAAUUAUAAAAUAGUUUUAAUUAUUACUGAGAAAUGUAGAUAAAAACAUUUUUUUUAUUAAUGGCAUCUAAAUCAGUAGCUAGGUACUGUAACUGAAUGCCCUGAUAUGUAUAGCUUUAUUUUAUUUUUCACUCUUAAAAUGUAAUAAAUUUUACUUGAGUGGGAAAGGAAGCUGUAGAUAAGAAAUUGCAUUGAAACAUUUUAACUGGUGUUUGUUUAUAUAAUUUAACUUGAUUAUAUGCGAUGUUAAGGAUCUCUGUGGAUAAUGUAAUGAAGUUUAACUUUAAUAACUUUUAAAUUUAGUUAUAAAAUAAAAUAAGAUAAUGGUCUGAUUAAUUGAUAGAACAAGCACCUGCACAAUCACCAGUUUUCUGUCUUGUGACAAGAACAUUACUGCACUUUUUAUUAUUAAUAAAGCCUGUGACAGUCCUUUUAAGAUUUAACAUUGUAUCAUAUUAGUCUUUUGUAUGACAUUUUUAUUUUAAAUGUUUUCCUUUGCAUACUUAUUAUGCUUAUGAUAUGAACUGUUUGUUGAUAGUGAUUUCAGAGCCUAUUGUUGAUUUUUGUUUGUAUUUCCUAUAUUAUUAUCAUGAACUAUGCAUCUCUGAUGAAUUUAAAUUUUUAGAGUAAUAAUUUGUUUUAAAAAUGUAUUUAUUUAAAUUUCCUUCUCCAGUCUGUUACAUUCUCCACAAAGCUGACAGAUAUCAGCAUCUAAAUAAAUAUUUGAACUGUAAGAAUAAUUGUUCUUUUUAGUACCUUGUUUAUUGUUUUUUUGUUUGUUUAUUUUUGAUUUCCUAUUUAUUAUAUUGAUUCAUUGUUCAAUAUAAGGUGAAAAUACAAUGUAUUAUAUAUAUAUAUAUACACAUAUAUUUUUUUUUUAAAUACUAA
Molecule: messenger RNA, 5314 nt
Organism: Nezara viridula (southern green stink bug)
Lineage: Eukaryota; Metazoa; Arthropoda; Insecta; Hemiptera; Pentatomidae
Source: the annotation of a GenBank genome assembly